AUGAACCCGUAUGUAUUAACCACACUUUUGUCUAGUCUUGGUCUAGGAACUACCCUUACCUUUGCCAGCUCCCACUGAUUAUUGGCCUGAAUAGGACUAGAGAUUAAUACUCUAGCAAUUGUCCCGCUGAUGGCACAACAUCAUCACCCCCGAGCAGUAGAAGCUACCACAAAGUACUUUCUUACCCAAGCCACUGCAGCUGCCGUAAUUCUAUUUGCAAGCACAACUAAUGCAUGAAUUACAGGAGAAUGGGAUAUAACUAACAUAUCAAACCCAAUCGCUGCUGCAAUUAUUCUUGCCGCCUUGGCACUUAAAAUUGGACUAGCACCAAUACAUUUUUGAAUACCUGAGGUCUUACAAGGACUAGAUUUGUUGACAGGACUUAUUCUGUCUACCUGACAAAAACUUGCCCCCCUCGCCCUGAUUGUUCAAACAGCCCAGGCUUUUGACCCACUUCUCCUUACGACCCUCGGACUCAUAUCCACCUUAGUAGGAGGGUGAGGCGGAUUAAACCAAACCCAGCUACGGAAAAUUCUGGCUUACUCCUCAAUCGCCCACAUGGGUUGAAUGAUCAUUGUUCUUCAACAUGCUCCCCAACUCACCCUUCUUGCAUUAUUAACAUAUAUCCUAAUAACAUCUGCAGCAUUCCUAACCCUAAAGCUAUCAUAUGCCACAAAAGUUGGUACCCUUGCAACCACAUGAUCAAAAAGCCCACUAUUAACAGCAACUACCGCCUUGGUUUUAUUAUCCUUAGGGGGCCUCCCCCCACUUACCGGAUUUAUACCAAAGUGACUAAUUUUACAAGAACUAGCAAAGCAAGACCUCCCCCUCACCGCAACCGUAAUAGCUCUAGCCGCCCUAAUUAGUCUGUAUUUUUACUUGCGAUUAUGCUACGCAAUAACUCUGACCAUCUCCCCUAAUACUAUCACCUCAACCACCCCUUGGCGAACUCAAACGAAUCAGGCCUCUAUUCCCCUGGCCCUCUCCACCGUAAUAGCUCUCGGCCUUUUACCCAUUACCCCUACCAUUAUGACACUCGUUAUUU
Molecule: messenger RNA, 1045 nt
Organism: Pimephales promelas (fathead minnow)
Lineage: Eukaryota; Metazoa; Chordata; Actinopteri; Cypriniformes; Leuciscidae
Source: the annotation of a RefSeq genome assembly